Molecule: messenger RNA, 3169 nt
Organism: Prunus avium (sweet cherry)
Lineage: Eukaryota; Viridiplantae; Streptophyta; Magnoliopsida; Rosales; Rosaceae
Source: RefSeq, a predicted model, not a curated record
AUGCUAGAUUUUCUUACAUUUAUUGUAAUAUAUGGCAGAAGGGUAUGUAUUUGGUUUGCGUAUUCAACCUGUGCAUGACAGCAUGUGUUGCUUUGGGUGGAAUUUCAAUGCUUUAUUUGGUAAACGACAUGGGAUGUUCUCGGGUUGGAUUCUGUGUCACAUUCUGAGUUCUAAAUCUGAUAGUCUUUCAGUUCCACUUGUGGUUAGAGACAAACGUGUUGGUAUUUGAUACUGAUGCUCGCUUGUACACCCCAAAAAUUGAUGCUUUUUUGUUGGUUAAUUCAACUAAGAUCGAGAUAUGUUGUUUUGCUAUUGCAGGUGUUCUAACUUCAAAGUGAGGAAGGAACAUUUCUGUAAAGGAAUGAGGAUUGUGGGUUUCGGGUUCUGAAACUUUGUGGGCCAGAAAAAGGUCUUGGUAGUUUUUGACCCUUUGGAAAGACAAAACAAGGAACUGAGAAGGCAAAUAUAUAGAAUAAGAAGGAUAAACAAAUAAGGCAAGGGCGGUGGUGUCAGUUUUAAGCAAGUUGGGGAAUUUUUUUUUUCUUCUGGCUUUGAGAAUUAUAUAUGUUUGAGAUGGUCAGUUGGUAAUGGCUUAUGUCUCCUGAGCUGGCCCUGUUUCUCCGGGGUCCUUGGGUUGUGUAGCCAUUUCAGGAAGCAACCCCUCCUUUUGGUCUCUUUUCAUUCAAGUGAACAAUUUGUUAAAAAUCACUUAAUCCCAUUUACUCUUAGUUUCUUUAGCCUUGGUUAGUGGGAAAGAUUCGGUCAUACUAAGAAGAACACCAAAGUUUCCUAAGAUCUAUUCUUUUUUACCUUGAACAUCCAAGACAUUCAGCUGUUUAAUCACCACUUUUGGGAGUUUCCUUAUAUUUUCUGGGGAACUUUGAUAUCGAAUUGGCGGUGAAGACAUUUGCAGGCUUAGUAGAAAUCAAGAAGAAGGAAAACAUAGCAGCAGAUCUCUUGCCAAAAAUGAAGUUCAUGAAGCUUGGAUCCAAACCUGAUUUCUUCCAGACUGAUGGAGACAAUAUAAGGUACGUCGCAACUGAGUUGGCAACUGACAUAGUUGUUAACGUCGGAGAUGUGAAAUUUUAUUUGCACAAGUUUCCGCUUUUGUCCAAGAGUGCACGCCUGCAGAAACUGGUCGCAACCACAAAUGAAAGCAGUGAUGAGAUCCACAUCCAUGAUAUUCCUGGUGGACCUGCUGCUUUUGAAAUAUGUGCCAAGUUCUGUUACGGCAUGAUGGUCACUCUCAAUGCAUACAAUGUGGUUGCAACUCGAUGUGCAGCAGAGUACCUGGAGAUGUAUGAAACUGUUGAGAAAGGAAACCUUGUCUACAAGGUUGAAGUCUUCCUAAACUCUAGCAUCUUCCGCAGCUGGAAAGACUCAAUUAUUGUUCUUCAGACUACCAGGUCUCUUCUUCCAUGGUCCGAGGAAGUUAAGGUGGUGAGCCACUGCCUUGAUUCCAUAGCUUCCAAGGCUUCCAUUGAUACCUCCAAGGUGGAAUGGUCAUAUACAUAUAACCUAAAAAAGCUACCAUCCAGUAAUGGGAAUGAACACUGGAAUGGUGUGGGAAAACAACAGGUAGUUCCCAAAGACUGGUGGGUAGAAGACCUCUGUGGGCUUCAACUUGAUUUAUACAAGCGGGUGAUAAAUAUAAUUAAGACCAAAGGAAAACUCUCUGGUGAUGUAAUAGGGGAAGCCUUAAAGGCAUAUUCUACCAGAAGGUUAUCGGGUUUUAGCAAGGGUAUGAUUCAGGGUGGUGAUGUCAUAAAGAAUAGAUCAUUGGUGGAGACUGUAAUCCACUUACUUCCUGCAGGCAGCGUCCCUUGCAGUUUCUUACUUAAGUUGUUAAAAGCAGCAAUAUUGUUAGAAUGUGGAGAAAUGGAAAAAAGUGAAUUGAUUAGCAAAAUUGGUCAGCAGCUUGAUGAGGCUACAGUUUCUGAUCUUUUAAUUCAAGCCCCAACUGAGGAAGCACUGAUGUAUGAAGUUGAUAUAGUGCAAAACCUAAUUGAGGAGUUUGUGACACUUGAUCGAAGAGCUCAGACUGAUCCUUCAAUGGAAGCUGAAUUCCAGGAGAUUAGGAGCCCCAGGUUCCUAUCAGAUACUUCCAAGGUGAAGGUGGCAAAACUGGUUGAUGGCUACCUUACUGAAGUUUCACGUGAUCCCAACUUACCUGCAUCAAAGUUUGUCAGGCUUGCUGAAAUGGUAUCAAACUUCUCAAGACCAACCCAUGAUGGACUUUAUCGUGCCAUUGACAUGUAUCUAAAGGAACACCCAGGGAUCAGCAAGAGUGAGAGGAAGAGAAUAUGCAAAUUAAUGGAUUGCAGGAAGUUGUCAACAGAUGCCUGCAUGCAUGCUGUACAAAAUGAGCGGCUGCCCUUAAGAGUCGUUGUGCAGGUCCUUUUCUUUGAACAGAUUAGGGCUUCAGCAUCCGGUGGCAACAGCACACCUGAUCUACAAGGGUCCAUCAGGGCCUUGCUCCCUGGUGGGUCUCAUGGGAGCUCAAGGUCCACUACAACCAACACAGAAGAGGACUGGGAUGCUGUGCCAACAGCAGAGGAAAUCAAAGCUUUAAAAGGGGAGCUUGCUACUCUAAGGUUAGGUGAUGCGAAUCGGGGAGUAGGCAAUGAUAGAAACACGAAUCACGGUGCUACAAAUAAUUCUGAAAAAGUUGCUGCGAGUAAAAUGAAAGGUUUGCUCAUGUCAAAAAAGAUAUUUUCUAAGCUCUGGUCAAGCAAAGAAAGAAAUGGUGAAAUUAGCAGUUCUAACACAUCGGAGAGCCCUGGUUCUACUUCUACCAAUGCAGAAGAAACAAAAUCCACCCGGUUGAGGAGUAGGAGGCAUUCAGUAUCUUAGUUCCAGGCAUGUUCAGUAGAUCAAAUGUAUACAUUCUUGACCUGUAACUCCAUCUCGCGUAUUCGACAUCAGGAGUUAGAAUCAACUGACAUGUUUUUAGCUGAUUUUCCACCGGGAUUUUGAGCAAAAGAGGUCAUAUUGUUAGAGUAACAAAAGAGCCCAGAAAUUUCAUUUCUUAUAUGAAGUGUUCAUUAUCUAAUUGUUGUUCCCAGAUUAUCUGUUGGUUUUCAGUUCUAAACUUCUAAUGUGGGCUCAGACACUGACACAGUUUUGAUGUACUAUGAUCUAAAUAAACUUCUUCUUAUAGUUGCACAUC